CUAAAUUCCACACAGAUUCCUUCUUAUUUGCCAAUUCAAACGACAGCUAAUAUCUCUAAACCCUAACUCUGUCAAAUUGAAUUCCGCAUUUUUUAAUCUUCAUUUCCGAUUUUUGGGUGAAAGCAAGGAAAAAAAAAAAAAGCUGAGAUCGGCUCUGAAAAGUUGACAAUUAUUGCUUUUUAUUGGGUAGUGUCUGAAUUUUGCUGAAUUGACGAUACUUUAAUUGGGGUUUGGCUUGUGAAUCGCGAUUGAUCUCCUCUGAUGAUUUGUUAUUGCAGAUCAGUGUGCCAAUUUAGCUCAAUAUCAUAUGAUUUUCUGCCCUCAGAUGUGUUCUUUAUAUGUUGUUUAAACUGUCUUAGAUUUCGUCUUAAAAUUUGAUCUUUUGACUUCUAGUUGUUUUCUGUAUCUGUACUAAGUUGGCCUCAAAGUAUUUAUUUUGGGUUGUGUUGUUAGUGGUUGAAAGUUUGAAAUUUGAAGCCCAUUUAAGCAGAUUAGCCGUCCAGUUUGGAGAUUUAAGGGUAAAAAUAUUAAGGUUUUCGGUGUGGAGUUGAGUUAUUGUGACAAAUGGCUGAUCGGUUUAGGUCUGCUUCAAUUGAGGAAUUGCCCUCUGAUUUGAUUUUUGAGAUUUUGAUAACUGGUCGGCUUAGUGCGGUUGAUCUAGUAUGUCUAGAGUUGAGUUCUAAACUUUUUGGAAGGAGUCAUGGAUUGUACCCCCAUAAAUUCCGGUCAUUGGUGGAUUUUGCAGCAUUUCAUCUUUGUGCAUCACAUAGCAUAUAUGUGGGGAUGAGUUUGAAAGUGCAGAAGGAGCUGUUUGCUCGGUGUAAUGAGAAUUGGAAGCAUGUGUUGAGGUUCUUGCAGUCUGUGGAGCAUUCUUCUGACAUGGUCAAAACCUCUGCAGGGAAUCAGAUGCAGAUUACAACAGGAAGGUAUCACACAUUGCUGAUCAGUAAUUCAUCAGUUUACUCUUGUGGUUCCAGUUUAUGUGGUGUUCUUGGUCAUGGUCCUGAAACAACACAAUGUGGAGCAUUGGCACAGAUUAAUUUUCCAUAUGCAGCACAUGUGACCCAAGUCUCAGCCACCCAAAAUCAUGCAGCUUUUGUUCUACAGUCUGGAGAGGUUUUUACAUGUGGGGAUAAUUCAUCAUAUUGCUGUGGUCAUAGAGAUACAAACCGGCCCAUAUUUAGGCCUAGGCUUGUUGAAGCACUGAACGGAGUUCCUUGCAAGCAGGUUGCUGCAGGGCUUAAUUUCACUGUGUUCCUAACAAGACAAGGUCAUGUCUACACAUGUGGGUCUAACAUACACGGCCAGCUCGGUCAUGGUGACACUUUCGACAAUCCAACACCAAAAAGCAUUGCAUUACUUGAGGAAGUUGGCUCUGUAGUUCAGAUUGAUGCUGGUCCAAGUUAUGUCCUGGCUGUAUCUAGAAAUGGGGAUGUUUACUCUUUUGGUUCUGGUUCUAAUUUCUGCCUUGGACAUGGAGAGCAGCAUAAUGAGUUCCAACCACGUGUGAUCCAGACAUUUAGAAGAAAGGGCAUUCAUGUGGUUCGUGUCUCUGCUGGUGACGAGCAUGCGGUGGCACUUGAUUCCAGUGGAUUUGUAUAUACAUGGGGCAAAGGUUACUGUGGUGCUCUAGGCCAUGGUGAUGAGAUUGAUAAGACAAUUCCAGAACUCGUGAGCAGCCUUAAGAAUCACCUAGCUAUCCAGUUUCAGUGUCGAAUACAUCAGGAGGGGCCUUUUCCUCCAGCAUCAGGUUCCUGCAAAAUGUGGGCGACUCAGUCUCCACUAGUGGGUCUGUGCAAGAAAGAGGAAAACGUUUGUUCUGGUUGAUAAUGGCUCUGUUUAUGGCUUUGGGUGGAGCGGAUUUGGUAGCCUCGGGCUUACAUAUGAUAAAGUGAUGAAGCCACGAAUCCUUGAUAGUUUAAGAGGUCACCAUGUUUCUCAAAUCAGCACUGGGCUGUACCACACUGUUGUAGUCACUCAACAAGGGCGAAUAUUUGGUUUCGGAGAUAAUGAGCGAGCACAACUUGGACUUGACAAGUUAAGAGGAUGCCUGCAACCAACUGAAAUUUUAAUUCAGGAAAUGGAAGACAAGGCAGAUCUUGCUUCGGCAAGCGUGUGACCUGCACGGAAUUUUCCCAUCCUUUUUCUGUAGAGAUUUAUGGUAUCAUUUAUUUAUGAACAGUGGACAACUUUUUUCCUUGAGAAUUCUUAUAGAAUUUUCAUUAAACUAUAACUAUGAAUGCAGGGUAAAUCAGUGUUGUAUUAAAACAAAUUGUAGCAAGUAGUAGCUACAGUUUUAGUUAUUUUGUCGUGAAAAGGCCAAAAAAUAAUUCUUUGUAAUUUAGUUCAAAAGUUUGAAUUGAUUUUUAUAGUUGCUUUUGUUGUUUCA
This is a messenger RNA of Mangifera indica (mango), 2389 nucleotides long. Its product is annotated as ultraviolet-B receptor UVR8-like. The transcript is spliced from 8 exons. NCBI's taxonomy places the organism in Eukaryota, Viridiplantae, Streptophyta, Magnoliopsida, Sapindales, Anacardiaceae. The record is from RefSeq and is a predicted model, not a curated record. Bases 565 to 1827 code for a protein of 420 amino acids.